Molecule: messenger RNA, 230 nt
Organism: Porites evermanni
Lineage: Eukaryota; Metazoa; Cnidaria; Anthozoa; Scleractinia; Poritidae
Source: the annotation of a GenBank genome assembly
AUGCUGCUAGCUGAUACCUUGUCAAGAGCUUAUUCAGAGGACUAUGAGCGAUCAGCCACAGAAUCAGAGGUGGAGUGCAUCCAUGCCACUCACUUCCUUCCUGUUCCAGACCACCAGCUCAAGGAACUUCAGAGAGAAACGGCUUGUGAUCCAACUCUAUAGUUUGUAAAGAAAGCACUCGGAAUGAUGGCUUCCCAGAUACAAAGAAAAAACAACCAGCAGCCAUUCAC